GUUCCUGGAUGCUGUAGGUGUCAGUGAGGUUUGUACCUUCGGGCCUGCCUCCCCCGUCUCCCGAGGGAAACUAAGAAGUUUAACUGAGCAGGGACACUGAGGAGAUUAAGGGAGUGGAUCUCAGAAGCGAGGCGGAGAGGGUGGGGACUGCGGGCACAGCGGGUAGAGAAGCACCUAGUUAACCCAUCUCCCGGCCAGAAAAAGCGUCUUGAAAAGGCUGGCGUGACCCAUGUGCUCUGAAAUGUCUAGAGAGCCCCGAGCGGUGAUGAUCACAGAGUGAGUGGCACUGGGCUGAGCCUGUCUAAAUCGUGGACAAGAGGGAUGCUAGCAUUUAGAAAGGCCAGGAGGAAACUCAGGAUGGGCACCAUCUGCUCUCCCAAUCCCAGCGGGACAAAGGCGGCCUCGGAGGUCUGCAAUGCUGACUGGAUGGCCUCGCUCCCCCCUCACCUCCACAACGUCCCCCUUUCCAAUCUGGCAAUCCCAGGCUCCCAUGAUUCAUUCAGCUACUGGGUAGAUGAAAAGUCCCCAGUGGGGCCUGACCAAACCCAAGCUGUCAAACGCCUCGCCCGGAUCUCCUUGGUGAAGAAGCUAAUGAAGAAGUGGUCUGUAACUCAGAACCUGACCUUCCGGGAGCAGCUGGAGGCUGGCAUCCGCUACUUUGACCUGCGCGUGUCUUCCAAGCCGGGGGACACCGACCAAGAGAUCUACUUCAUCCACGGGCUCUUUGGCAUCAAGGUUUGGGAUGGAUUGAUGGAGAUUGAUGCAUUUCUCACUCAGCACCCUCAAGAGAUCGUCUUCCUGGAUUUCAACCACUUCUACGCCAUGGAUGAGGCCCACCACAAAUGCCUGGUUCUGCGGAUCCAGGAGGCCUUUGGGAACAAGCUGUGCCCAGCCUGCAGUGUGGAAAGCAUGACACUGCGAAGCCUGUGGGAGAAGAAAUGCCAGAGCCCUGAGAACCUAACAAUAAGAGAACUGUUCGACUCGGUGUUGAAUCUCCCUGCCAUCCUCGACUGGGUGAAGACUCAAAAGCCUGGAGCCAUGGGUGUCAACAUCAUCACAUCUGACUUCGUGGACCUGGUGGACUUUGCCACGACCGUGAUUGAGUUGAAUGACCUUCUAGAGGACCGAGCUCUGACUAAAUGCUGAAUUGAUGCUUUGUUUAAUUUGAUGUUGAGAUUGUUGAGCUAAGGUAGGAUUCUUGAAGAUUCCAGUUAGGAAGGCUCACUGCUGGUCAGUCCUGGAGAAGUGAGGAAGAGAAAGAGGGCCCUCCCCCUUUCCUCACGUAGCUAUUUGGAUAAAACUCUGGGGAUUUUCAUUGCAUUUCCCUAAAUGAGACUUUUAAAAACUUAAGUCUAAGGGAAGAAUGUGUAUUUUAUAUGGUCAAGGUCAGGAUCUCCCCAGUGGCUUAUGGUGGCAAAUAGAAGGCAGAAGUAUGGUUUCCUGAUUCCAUGGGCUAUGCAACAUCUUAAACGACCCUGCUUCCUAUCGUCUUCUGGGGGCAUUUGAGCCCGUGUGAAGACUAAAUCGGAAAGGCAUUCCUGGUCAGAAGAACAGCAAUGGCGCAUGUAGUCAUGGACCACCCUCUGGGAGGUCUUUGCCAUUAACCAAGAACUCUGAGGGGCUCCUAGGGAGCCAAGCUCCAGGUUCUCUCUUGAACUGUACAAUAUCACCACUUCUGUACGAGAGCAAGACGUGUUUAUUACCACACUGUUCAGCCACAGGCUGGCUCCGGAAGUGGUCCCCUUAAGUUUUCAUGUAAACAGUGCACACUACCCUUGGCAUCAGAACUGUAUUUCCCUGACUUAAAGUAUUGAUUCCUUUCAUUUCCUUUUGGGCCCCCUCUUUAAAAUGAAAGGAAUGGUGGUGGGGAAUGAUUUGUGUGAGGGCCCAAUAGGAGCUAAAUAUGCAUGUUUGCUGCAUGCCAGAAUUCUUUGAUUUAAUCCUGUAGCUUUCUCCCCAAGUGACUAUCGGGAAAGUCCCUGCGUCAUUUUGGCACAGUCUUCUUUGGAGCGAGGUCUUCAAGCCGACACUGGAAUCAAUAUUUGAUGGUUGUCUACCUGGGACCUGGUCUGCUGCGGGACACAAUGCUAAGCGGACACAACGCUAACCCGAAGGCUGCUUGUCCGUGACACACUGGAGGCUGACACAGGGCGUGUGGGAAUGUGCAAUGGCAUUAAAGGAGAAAGUUCCAAGCGGGUUCGGAGCCAGUCUGUAA
This is a messenger RNA of Peromyscus eremicus (cactus mouse), 2215 nucleotides long. RefSeq names its product phosphatidylinositol specific phospholipase C X domain containing 2 (gene Plcxd2). The transcript has 4 exons. The record is from RefSeq and is a predicted model, not a curated record. Gene Ontology annotation, biological process: lipid metabolic process. Gene Ontology annotation, molecular function: phosphoric diester hydrolase activity. The coding region runs from base 322 to 1146 and encodes 274 amino acids. NCBI's taxonomy places the organism in Eukaryota, Metazoa, Chordata, Mammalia, Rodentia, Cricetidae.